This is a messenger RNA of Lepus europaeus (European hare), 1311 nucleotides long. RefSeq names its product NME/NM23 family member 7 (gene NME7). Gene Ontology annotation, cellular component: centrosome. The transcript has 12 exons. The record is from RefSeq and is a predicted model, not a curated record. NCBI's taxonomy places the organism in Eukaryota, Metazoa, Chordata, Mammalia, Lagomorpha, Leporidae. Gene Ontology annotation, molecular function: nucleoside diphosphate kinase activity; ATP binding. Gene Ontology annotation, biological process: GTP biosynthetic process; CTP biosynthetic process; UTP biosynthetic process. Bases 108 to 1238 code for a protein of 376 amino acids.
UCUCCCGGCAGGGGGCGGGGCCCUGUUGCCAGAGUAACCGGAUGAUGGUGUGGAUGGCGGUGCCUUCCUGUGGCAACUCGGCUUCUUCGCGCUGAGAUCCUGAAACUAUGAGUUACAGUGAAAGAUUCGUUUUCAUUGUGGAGUGGUAUGAUCCAAAUGCUUCACUUCUUCGGCGCUAUGAGCUUUUGUUUUACCCAGGGGAUGGAUCUGUUGAAAUGCAUGAUGUGAAGAAUCAUCGCACCUUUUUAAAGCGGACCAAAUAUGAUGACCUGCGCUUGGAAGAUUUAUUUAUUGGCAACAAAGUGAAUGUCUUUUCUCGACAAUUGGUGUUAAUUGAUUAUGGAGAUCAAUAUACAGCACGCCAACUGGGCAGUAGGAAAGAAAAAACAUUAGCCCUCAUUAAACCAGAUGCAGUAUCAAAGGCUGGAGAAAUAAUUGAGCUGAUAAACAAAUCUGGAUUUACUAUAACCAAACUCAAAAUGAUGAUGCUUUCAAGAAAAGAAGCAAUGGAUUUUCAUGUAGACCACCAAUCAAAACCCUUUUUUAAUGAGCUGAUCCAGUUUAUUUCAAGCGGUCCUAUAAUUGCCAUAGAGAUUUUAAGGGAUGAUGCCAUAUGUGAAUGGAAAAGACUACUUGGACCUGCAAACUCUGGGGUGGCACGUACAGAUGCUUCUGGAAGCAUUAGAGCCCUCUUUGGAACUGAUGGCAUAAGGAAUGCAGCUCAUGGCCCUGAUUCUUUUACUUCAGCUGCCAGAGAAAUGGAGUUGUUUUUUCCUUCGAAUGGAGGUUGUGGACCAGCAAAUACUGCUAAAUUUACCAAUUGCACCUGUUGCAUUGUUAAGCCCCAUGCUGUCAGUGAAGGACUCCUGGGAAAGAUCCUGAUGGCUAUUCGAGAUGCAGGAUUUGAAAUCUCAGCUAUGCAGAUGUUCAAUAUGGACCGGGUUAAUGUUGAAGAAUUCUAUGAAGUUUAUAAAGGAGUAGUGUCUGAGUAUAAUGAGAUGGUGACAGAAAUGUAUUCUGGUCCUUGUGUAGCACUGGAGAUUCAACAGAAUAAUGUUACAAAGACAUUUCGAGAAUUCUGUGGACCUGCUGAUCCUGAAAUUGCCCGGCAUUUACGCCCUGAAACUCUUAGAGCAAUAUUUGGUAAAACUAAGAUCCAGAAUGCUGUUCACUGUACUGAUCUGCCAGAGGAUGGCUUACUAGAGGUCCAGUAUUUCUUCAAGAUCUUGGAUAACUAGCAGAACAGAAAGUCAAGAAGUCAGACAUGGGGGCAUUUAGACAAGAGUGAAUCACACACAUUAGGAAUGUGUU